GUAAAUUCCCACUUUUACUGACGUGUACAUUAUUUUAGAUCCCUUAUUUUUUACCCAACCACCUCCACUGACAUUUAUAAUGAAGAGCGAGCCUAUAGACCCGACCAUACCAUUGAACAAUCUUCAAAUAGAGCAACCACUUGUAAUACCAGAACACUCCCAAGCUAUGAAGGUAAUAGAACCUUCUCCUCCUCUUAAGGUCAUGGAGCCCCCUCCACCUCUGAAAGUGAUAAUGAAGGAUGGUCCGCCGGUGGCUGCUCCUCCUCUAGAGGCUGAUGCUCAAGUAAAAACAGAAAAGUCGGAAGCAGAUCCAGAAAAGGAACUCCCAAAGAAUAUCAUCAAGAGAAAGAAAUCAAAGAAAGGUGGAGAUCCCCAGAUAGGAAAAUCUGGAGAUGCUUCAACCUCUGGAAUUGCUGACAAGAAAACAGAAAAGCAUGUAUUAGUCAGGAAGAAUUUCACGAAAAUGUGCAGGAAUUGCUACAAUUUCAAUAGUACCAGAUUUGGCGCAAAGGAAGUUAAAAGCAAAUGCAAGAGGGUGAACACAUAUUGUUUAACAUGCCCUGGUUUUCCGCCAUUAUGCGUUGACUGUUUUAUUCACACCCAUAAGAAGUAAAUAAUGGAACACUAGAGUUUGCGAUUUCUUGUGAGCUUAGCUGAGUUCUACCAGACGACAGAAAUGCAAGCCAGCGUUGAAUUAAUUUUGCAAACAAACGUUGAGUAAAGAAACGUCCAAGGGACUGCUUCCAAAAAUGAACUUCUAAGCUUUGGAGUAGUUGUUUUUAAUGACAAAACCUUCUCAUAUGUUGAGGCUCACCAUUUUUUGGUUAUGACACUCCUACCCAUUUUUUUAUCGAGCUUUUUAAGUAAAGGAAUGUGAUCGAAUCAGCACUUAUUACAACUAUAGCGACUUCCAUCAUUCUCCUGUUAUCGGUUUUCUCAAAUUGUCAUUAUGUAAAUUACAUGACAUUUUAUUGAACCACAGUUACAACGUUCACUUUUCCUAGCAUGAUAAGCAUUGGUGUUCACUGUUGAUUGAGCUAGAACCGAUGUCAUGUCCACAUGAAGAAUCUCAUAUUUCGCGACAAUGAUGUAUUCCAUCUCAAAAGCUUUUCCAAUUAAUAGCUACUGUAUGCUUACAUAUGAUACUGAGCACAAAAUCAUGCUUGAUGGAUGUUUAGUUUUUAGGUCAAAAGUAUUAUAAAAUAUUACUAGGAUUGUUGAAAGACAUAGCUCAAAAUAAAUACCAGUUCAUCGUACUUAUUAUUGACCUUUUUAACACCUAUAUCCUGUGAGUCUUCAAGCCAAGGUCUUAGCUAAGCGACGUAUUUUUGUGCUUGGAAUCCUGAGUGUUUGUAAUUGUUUCUUACUUAAAUUUGAUCCAUGAUAUCAGAAAGGUCAACACUUUUAGGAAACCAUCGCACACUUGGGAUUUUCUGUUGCUUGUUGUUUAUUAUUCUCAUAAUAACUAUGUGUUUGUUCCUGUUUGAAACGGUUUUUAAAGCGGA
Molecule: messenger RNA, 1505 nt
Organism: Acanthoscelides obtectus
Lineage: Eukaryota; Metazoa; Arthropoda; Insecta; Coleoptera; Chrysomelidae
Source: the annotation of a GenBank genome assembly